Molecule: messenger RNA, 257 nt
Organism: Amoebophrya sp. A25
Lineage: Eukaryota; Dinophyceae; Syndiniales; Amoebophryaceae
Source: the annotation of a GenBank genome assembly
CCAGAGCAGUGCGCAGUGUUCAAAGCGCCUGUCGUUGCCAACACACGCGUCGUUUUCGAGUUAGAGAAUUGUAAGUUCUUUUCCGGUCCGCUGUAUCACGUCUAUGCUUACGUCGAGACGCCUUUCGAUGAAAUCCCCAAUCCAGAACCAGGUGUGGUGCAAUCGAGCGAUGGAACGAUGGCUGCGCCAGUCAGUUUCUACGUCCCGCUGUCGAACGAGUACCGCAUUGCGCCAAAGAUCGAUCCGACCACAGUCAC